Messenger RNA from Macaca mulatta (Rhesus monkey), 1557 nucleotides. Lineage: Eukaryota; Metazoa; Chordata; Mammalia; Primates; Cercopithecidae. The record is from RefSeq and is a predicted model, not a curated record.
AUGAUACAACCACAACGUGAAAGUGUAAAGUGUUUUUACUACUUAGAGACACUGGGGAGCACUCGCACACCUGGAGACCACAGAUACAGAGGUCAGCGAGCCCAGGCAGGGAGGAGAGAAGAGAAUGUAUUACUUUUCAUCUUCUGGAACCCGCCCACCACUGCCCAAGUCACGAUUGAAGCCCAGCCAGCCAAAGUUUCCGAGGGGAAGGAUGUUCUUCUACUUGUCCAGAAUUUGCCUGAGAAUCUUACUGGCUACGUCUGGUUCAAAGGGCAAAUAAUGGACUUCCAUCAAUUCAUUACAGCGUAUACAAUAGACACUGAAACAAUUAUAUUUGGGCCUGCAUACAGUGGACGAGAAACAGUAUAUUCCAAUGCAUCCCUGCUGAUCCAGAAUGUCACCCAGAAUGACACAGGAUCCUACACCAUAGAAAUUAUAAAGCGAGGUGAUAAGAUUAAAGGAGUAACUGGACAUUUCACCUUAUACGUGGAGACUCCCAAGCCCUACAUCUCCAGCAGCAACUUAAACCCCAGGGAGGCCACGGAGACUGUCAUCUUAUCCUGUGAUCCUCACACUCGGGAUGUAAGCUACCUGUGGUGGAUAAAUGGACAGAGCCUCCCUAUCAGUCACAAGUUGCAGCUGUCUGAAAACAACAGGACCCUCGUUCUAUUUGGUGUCACAAAGGAUACUGCAGGACCCUAUGAAUGUGAAAUGAAGAACCCAGUGAGUUCCAGCCGCAGUGACCCAGUCACCCUGAAUCUCCUCUCAGAGCUGCGCAAGUCCUACAUCACCAGCAACAUCAACCCCAUGGAGAAUAAGAACGCUGUAGCCUUAACUUGUGAACCUAAGACUCAGGGCUACACCUACAUGUGGUGGGUAAAUGGUCAGAGCCUCCCGGUCAGUCCCAGGCUAAAGCAACCCGGUAAAAACAAGAUCCUCAUUCUACCCAAUGUCACAAGAAAUGACACAGGAACCUAUGAAUGUGAAAUAUGGGACCGAGUUGGUAGCAUCUGCAGUGACCAGUCACCCUGGAUGUCCUCUGUAUCUUUGUUUCCUCUAUGGUCCAGACAUCCCAGCAUUUUCCCUUCAUGGACCGACUACCGUUUAGGACAAAACCUCUACUUGUACUGCCUCACGGACUCUAAUCCACCGGCAGAGUAUACUUGGACAAUAAAUGGGAGGUUUCUGCAAUCAGGACCAAGGAUCUAUAUCCCCCAAAUUACUACAAAGCAUAGCGGGCUCUAUCGUUGCUCUGUUCGUAACUCAGCCACUGGCAGCGAACUUUCCACAUUCAAGACGAUCAGAGUCUCUGGUAAGUGGAUCCCUGCAUCACUGGCAAUAGGGUUUUAGGUGGAGUCUAUCUGGCUUUCAGAGAAGAGUCAGGAAAACAUUUUUAUUCCCAGUCUGUGUCCCAUGGGUAGAAGCAAAUCCUAAAUUCUCCUUUUGAACCCUCCUAAAUUGUCUCUACAGACUCUCUUCUCCCUGUUUUCCUGUUUUCUCAUGGCUGACUUUGUGUCCAGUCUGACAAGGGUGGGGAGGGGGCUUUUUCAGCCCUGA